AUGGAAAACUUGAAUGACGAUAGCUCGAUAUAUACUCCUCAAGUAUCAGAUGAGUUGAGGCCACAAAAGGGGCAAGAAUUUGACACAAUUGAUGAUGUUGUGACAUUCUACAAUGCUUAUGCAAAAGCAGCUGGGUUUAGUGUAAGGGCUUGGACUACUCAGAAAGAGCCGGGAUGUGGUAAAAUAAGAAGGAAGGAGUAUCAUCAACAAGUUAGUUUUCUUGGAGUACAAUCUAGAGGCAUAGAAAAUAUUGGGUGUACUCAAAGAGAUUUGUAUAAUCAUGAAAGGGAUAUACGUGCUGAUUUGAAAGGGCAUGAUGGUGAAAUGUUUUAUGAGUAUUUAAAAUUAGAACAAGGAAAGAAUCCCUCGUUUACUUUUAAAAUUGAGGCCAAUGAGGAACAAAUGAUUACUCGUUGUUUUCGGUCCGAUGCAAUUUCAAGGUGGGCUUACAAUUUUUUCGGUGAUGUUGUAAUCUUUGAUACCACUUAUAACACUAAUCGAUAUGGCCUAAUAUUUACGCCAAUAAUGGGGGUUAACAAUCAUGGUCAGACAAUCCUUUUUGCUUGUGGAUUUUUAAAUCAUGAGAGCGUUGAUGAUUUUGUAUGGUUAUUUAAUCAGUUUUUGGCAAGUAUGCCUGGUGGUGCCCCGAAGAUGAUUAUUACCUAUCAAGAUCCAGCUAUGACUAAGGCAUUCCCUCUUGUUCUUCCAAAUACAUUUCACAGGUAUUGUAGUUGGCAUAUAUUAAUGAAGUUUUCUGAGAAAAUUGAUGCAGUGAAGUAUAGUAUUUAUAAGAGUGAGUUUUCGGCUUGCAUUUGGAAAUCAGAGACUCCUGAAGAAUUUGAUAUACAAUGGGAAAGUUUGAUUAAGAAGAGUGGGUUAGAAGGAAACAAAUGGUUGCAAGACCAAUAUGAACUUCGGUCAAGAUGGAUUCCAGCAUAUGUUAAUCACGUAUUCUCAGCUGACAUGUCAAGUAGUCAACGAGCAGAAAGUGGACAUGCAUUUUUUAAGAAAUUUGUUUCGAAGAAUAAUUCAUUGGUGGAUUUCAUGAUUCAGUUUGGUAGGGGACUAGUGCGCCAACGUCACGAGGAGUUGAUGGCCGAUCACAAAGAUGUAAUUGAGAAACCUAAACUUAGAAUAAAUCAUGACUUUUUGGAGCAAAUGGUUGAUAUUUACACGAAUGAGAUGUAUUACAAGUUUGAGGGUGAAGUGUGUGAUAGCUUUAACUACAAGUUGCAAUGUGUUAGGGAAACCGACAAUUAUUAUGUGUAUCAAAUUCAAAGAAAGAAGCUUGCAGGAAGUAAAGUCCAUGAAAUCGUUUAUGACAAGGACUUGGAUUUGGUUUAUUGUAGUUGUAAAAAAAUCGAAAGCGCCGAAAUCCCAUGUACACACAUUAUCUCAUAUUUGAUGAAGUUUGAUGCUGAAAUAUUGCCCGAUAAAUACAUCUUAAAGAGGUGGACUAAGUCUGCAAAAUCAGGAACAGUGGUUGAUAACCUCUGA
Messenger RNA from Asparagus officinalis (garden asparagus), 1497 nucleotides. Its product is annotated as protein FAR1-RELATED SEQUENCE 5-like. Gene Ontology annotation, biological process: regulation of DNA-templated transcription. The transcript is spliced from 3 exons. Gene Ontology annotation, molecular function: zinc ion binding. The coding region runs from base 1 to 1497 and encodes 498 amino acids. The record is from RefSeq and is a predicted model, not a curated record. Lineage: Eukaryota; Viridiplantae; Streptophyta; Magnoliopsida; Asparagales; Asparagaceae.